AUGCUACCACAAAGAGCUUUAACUGACGGUGAUUUAUUAAAAUUUGCUAAACAAUCAAAAAUUGCUAAUUUUCGUGGAGUUUUUAUGCGAAAUGAUAUGCCAAAAGAUGGACCUUGGAAAGAAGAGUGUGGAAUCAUUAAUUUAGAUGAUAAAAGAAAUUCUGGAACACAUUGGGUAGCAUAUAAAAAACUCAAUAAAAAUUCAGCAAUAUAUUUUGAUAGUUUUGGCAACUUACAACCACCGAAAGAUCUUGUCAGUUAUCUUAAUGUUGUCGCAGGUGGUGCAACAGCUCAUCAACCUCAAUACAUAACUUAUAGUCAGCGAGGAAACGGUGUUGGAAACCCUCCACAGUCUUUUCAAAAAAAUGAUGUAUUAUUUAAUCAAAAAUUAGUAUCAGCUUCGAAUAGUACAUAUCCCUACAGAGCAUACAUUGAAACAACACUUAUUUAUGGAUUUGAUGCAACAAAUAGUCAUCUCCAACUAGCAUUAUGGUAUCCUGACACACCUGGGCGUAUGAAUGUCAAUAGUGUUGCUGCCGCAGAUGCAAAAAAUGAAGGCUUAGUUGCCCGAUGUGUUCAUACGAAUGUAGGCCAACAAUUUGAGAUGAUUGGUCAUCUACACGUUGAUGUAUUCAACCAGGAAAAAUUUUUAUUGAAUGGGAUUGAAAUGAAAAUUAAUCUCACACGGUCAAAACAAGAAUUUUGUUUAAUGGAUGCCUCAAACGACAAGGAUUAUAAAAUACAAAUAUUAGAAGCGUCAUUGGCUGUACGCCGAGUCAAGCUAAAUCCUCAUAUUAUGAUUGCUCAUGCAAAAGCCUUAGCGAAAACGACAGCUAAAUAUCCCCUUACUAGAGUGGGGGUCAAGAGUUUUUUACUCACCGCGGGAAUCCUCGGAAAUUGUCUCUACAAUAUUAUUAUUGGUACUUUGCCUAAGCGAGUUGUUAUUGGAUUCGAUGAUAACCGUGGCUUCAAUGAUAAUAGGGGCCAUUAUCCAUUCUACUUUCAACAUUUCAAUAUAAAUUUUCUAUGUCUUUACGUUGAUGGUAAACAAAUACCCGUAAAACCGUUGCAGCCUACAUUUUCCGAUCAUAUAUUUGAUGCUGAGGCAUAUCCUACACUUUUUUCUGGUACUGGCAUCUAUUUUGGGGACCAUGGCAUGCAAAUAGAUAGAAAUGAAAGCUAUAGAAAAGGUUAUACGUUAUUUGCUUUUGACUUAACACCAGAUCUUUCCGCACAUAGUGCUGGUCAUUGGAACUUAAUUAAGAGUGGUAGCCUACGUAUUGAAGUACGCUUCAGUGAAGCUUUGGCGCAAGUCGUUAAUUAUCUUGUUUAUGCCGAAUAUGAUAAUAUUAUUGAAAUAGACUCCAGCCGUCAAGUUAUAAUGGAUUAUAGUAUAUUAUUUUUACCAUGUAGACAUUUUGUUUCUUGUGAAAAUUGUUCAACUGAUUUAAAAAGAUUUGUUAAAUGUAGAGCAGAUAUUGAAAAAGUUGUACGACCAAUUAUUCCAUAA
Molecule: messenger RNA, 1509 nt
Organism: Aphidius gifuensis
Lineage: Eukaryota; Metazoa; Arthropoda; Insecta; Hymenoptera; Braconidae
Exons: 3
Coding region: 1-1509 (502 amino acids)
Biological process (GO): deoxyribonucleotide biosynthetic process
Cellular component (GO): cytosol
Molecular function (GO): ribonucleoside-diphosphate reductase activity, thioredoxin disulfide as acceptor
Source: RefSeq, a predicted model, not a curated record